UGGAUUCCAAGAAAGAGUUUCAUCACUUGUCAUUGAACAAUCAAAGAUGGUCUCUCCUCAGAUCCAUUAUUAUUUUGGAAAUCUAAUAAAGACCGACCUAAUUUUCUGAGACAUAAUCGCUUGUAUGAUUCUCUCUAUCUAAUCCAAGAACUUCUUUCCUCUUUCCCCGAAAUAUAGAUCCCUUGCCUUUCUCUCUGUUCUAUUAUACACCAACCUUUCUUGCCUUGCACUGCUUUUAUCCUAAACCCUAAUUCACCCAUCUCUCAUGGACGACCACCAGCUUCAAUAUCAGCCUCCUUUGGAGGAUUCUGCUGCCAAAACGUCAAAGCUUUGUAUAAAGAUCAAGAUUCCCAACAACACUACCUACACCACUAGGAAACCUGGUGGAGAAGGAGGAGGAGUUGAAGGCGUCAGCGGCUCUGGCGACCUUCAAGGCCAACCUGCUGGAUAUCGUGUCUGUGAGUAUUGUGGCAAGACGUUUUCUUCUGGGAAGGCAUGGGGUGGGCAUAAACGGCAUCAUCUCAAGUUGAUGAAGAAUAAUAAUGGUAAAGAAACCCAGGAAGCAUCUAAUAUAGAGAUGAAGAAACACAAACAUGGCGGCUCCAACCGGUGUAAUACCAUAAAAGCAGGUGAUGUGACGAUUAGUGGUGGAAAACCAAUUUGUUGUUUAUGUGGAAAGACUUUUCUUUCAACGAAUUCCUUGUUUGGGCAUAUGAGAUACCAUCCUGAUAGAGACUGGAAGGGGAUUCGACCUCCACCUCCUCCUCCACUCUUUCCAAAGAAUCAGAUCAUCAGUUCAGCCCUGGAAAAGGUUUCGGAUAGCAGUAUUGAUUUACUGGAUUCUUUGUCAGGCGGCUGGCAGAAGAAAGGCAAGCGAGGAACAUGUGCAUCUGAUUUGAUACCUGAGGCAGCUUAUAGUCUGUUGACAUUAUCUCGCUAUUUCUGUCUAUCCACACCACCAGCAUAUGUAGGUGGACAUGGACUUGAGACUAGUGGAUCUUCAACUAAAUCCUUGGGGAGGGCCAUCAUGGCUGAAACUGGGUCUAGGUCUGAUCACAGGUCCAAGGAAGAUGAAGAUAGUGAUGAAAUCUGUGGAUUGGUGACCAAGAAGAAGAGAAGGAAAAUGAACUAUAUAAGCAAGUUAAGAAAUUCUGAAACGGAGCCUUGUGAAUUCAAAUGCAGCACCUGUGAUAAAUCUUUCCCAACUUUUCAUGCACUGAGAAGUCAUAGAUCAUCGUUCAAUUGCAAGAAGAGGAGCAAUGAACUUGCGAGUGGAUCUGCAAUGGUAGAUGAUGAUGCCUCUGCGGCCGAAGAAAUUCCUGCUUCAGAACCUGAUGAUGAAACAGAAGAGACUAGGGAGGAUGACCCAUGCCCUGUAAUGUCAAUAGAAACUUCCUUUCAUUGUGAUAUUUGUGAAAAAACAUUCCCUACAGGUCAGGCACUUGGGGGCCACAAGAGGUGCCACCGGAGAGCACCAGCAAAACCUCUGUCAAAUGAAGCAGUUUCGGCAGAAGCAAGUUAUGUUGCAUCCAACACAGCAUCAUCUGGAGAAGCAGAAGGUAUUCAGGCAGGUCAUGGGGUGAUAGGCUUUGAUCUUAACAAGCCUUAUGUGAUGCAGGACGGAGAAGAGAAUCUGCUUAGCUAACUUCACUGAGUAUUUGAUCAUUCAGCUGCUUUAGGUAUAGCUUUCAGAUUUUACUACUUGGUUUUCAGUAUGUCCAUCCUGGAAUUAAAGGUUGCUGCUUUUUGCCAAAUAAAAUUAAAUUUCAUGAUUUAUAUUGCUUUAUACCAUCCAAGAAUGAACUGAAUUAUGUUCUGAUCAGUGUUCCUACGUAAUU
This is a messenger RNA of Hevea brasiliensis (rubber tree), 1838 nucleotides long. RefSeq lists its product as uncharacterized. The coding region runs from base 266 to 1645 and encodes 459 amino acids. Gene Ontology annotation, molecular function: DNA-binding transcription factor activity. The record is from RefSeq and is a predicted model, not a curated record. NCBI's taxonomy places the organism in Eukaryota, Viridiplantae, Streptophyta, Magnoliopsida, Malpighiales, Euphorbiaceae. The transcript has a single exon.